This is a messenger RNA of Laetiporus sulphureus 93-53, 1171 nucleotides long. RefSeq lists its product as uncharacterized. The transcript has 4 exons. The record is from RefSeq and is a predicted model, not a curated record. The annotation marks the transcript as partial. NCBI's taxonomy places the organism in Eukaryota, Fungi, Basidiomycota, Agaricomycetes, Polyporales, Laetiporaceae.
GGCCUAUUGAACUACCAGAAGUCUUCGACACCGAUCGUGACGUAACCAUGAAUGAAAAUGAAUCAACAAGGGGAUGGCUACGGCAGGGAGGACACAUUCAUAUCUAGACCAUUGUCUCCUCUAUUCCCGGAGGCCCGAUUGUUCGGCCUCCGACACGAAGAGACAGCCAUGAUCGACAGCUUCGGAGAGGAGCAAGAUGUGUGCAGUGAGACGGUGAGCUGGCAUCGAACGAGCAGCGCUCAGAUCUUGCAGGCUGAUUUGUCUCGAGAUGCAAACGUUCUCUGGGAUUCACGAUGACGCCGUUCCUGAUCCUGGACCCGGAGCCAUUCUGUUCGCGCCUGUGCGUGCGCAGAGCAUGUUUGAACUGGCUUCCAUGGGCAUCUGGGAGGGAGAAGUCACUGGCCUGCAAGGUCCGUUCCAAGAGUCGAGCGCGCUGCCGACCGAGGGUCCAACUGUGUUUUACCGAGCCGUAGGCCCACAUCGCAACCAGUAUCCGGGAAUUGAAGUGGAUGACGCACAUGCAGCGAUGUUCACUGCUCCGGUAUAUGUGUCAAAUCGAGAGGUGUCGAUCGAUCUGUGCAGAAAGAGGAGAAUGUGUAUAGUCGACGAAUCACAGGAGGCUACAAAUACCGAACGGAAGAAGAGAUUGAGGAUCGCGACCUGCAAUACUCAAGACGAACUGUCAGCCAUUCAUUCUGCAUAUUCCAUUGCUAAUGCGGAUGACAGCGCAGCUGCUGCUGUAUGGCCAGAAACAGCGCAUGAUAUGGACACAGGCGUCGUCGUUAACUCCAAUCAUGUCGAGCCACCAUCGUCGUCGCGCUUGAGAUGAUGUUCCUUCCAGCAUUCCUGCCCACUUCUUACGAAUUUCAUUGCUGACGAAGGAAGAUGCGCGAGGAGCGACACUGAACGGGUAGCAACAGUGUGGUCAAGCUUGAAAUGUGGACCUAUGAAAGAGGAAUUUCGAGUCAGGGAUAACGUGAAUGACAUGCGAGUGUUGGCGGGGUGCUGAAUAGAGGAUUGAACAAUAAUUGCCGAAGUAGAUUAUAUCCAUCCUGAUAUCUCCCUUUUCUCAAUAUGGAACGUUGCUCGCUUAUUCGUGCGACGAUCAUGAGCACGAGCAACAGAAUGUGGAGAGCAUGGGGCAAAUGUCAAUGAUUGCUGAGGGUGACUU